GGGCCUGGAUUUGUACGAUCGAUCGAUCACCGAUUAGCAUUAGCCCGGACCACCGCAGCCGCAGGUCGCCCACGUUGCCCUUCUCCUCCCCACUCGCUGCACGUCUGCACCAACCGAGACGAGAGGGGAAUGGCGAUGGCGGCGGCGGCGAGGAGAGCCCUCCUGAACCACCUCCGCGUGCCGGUGGCGCGCCCCGCGGUCGCAGCGGCGAGCGUCCCCGUCGCCAGGCUCCUGUCUUCCACCACGGAGGCGGAGAAGGGGUCCUUCCUCGACAAGGCCGAGGUCGCCGACCGCGUCGUCUCCGUCAUCAAGAACUUCCAGAAGAUCGAGCCCUCUAAGGUGACGCCUAAUGCACAUUUCCAGAAGGACCUCGGGCUGGACAGCCUGGACACGGUCGAGAUCGUCAUGGCCUUUGAGGAAGAGUUCAGCUUCGAAAUCCCCGACACUGAGGCAGAGAAGAUCGAUUCCAUCAAAUCAGCAGUUGACUUCAUCGCAUCGCAUCCUAAAGCAAAGUAAGAUUUGCUUGCAGGGGGUUUCUUGGUUCCUCGUUUGACUUAUGCAUCGUCUCGAGGAUGAAUGCUCCCGGAAAAGGACCUGUUUUUCCUGUAUUUGCCCAGUAGGUGAGGAUGUUCUUAGUUUGCUCCGUUGAUUUUUGGCAAGUCCUUGUUCUCUCCCCCCAUCUGCUGCAAUAAAUAACGGUACACCAUUUGGCUGUGGAUCUGUGAUUCUAUUUGCUGGCGGUAACAACACGAAGGAGUUGUGAUGCUGGA
Molecule: messenger RNA, 770 nt
Organism: Hordeum vulgare subsp. vulgare (domesticated barley)
Lineage: Eukaryota; Viridiplantae; Streptophyta; Magnoliopsida; Poales; Poaceae
Product: acyl carrier protein 2, mitochondrial
Exons: 2
Coding region: 130-516 (128 amino acids)
Biological process (GO): fatty acid biosynthetic process
Cellular component (GO): mitochondrion
Molecular function (GO): acyl carrier activity; acyl binding
Source: RefSeq, a predicted model, not a curated record